This is a messenger RNA of Melampsora larici-populina 98AG31, 525 nucleotides long. RefSeq lists its product as uncharacterized. Bases 1 to 525 code for a protein of 174 amino acids. NCBI's taxonomy places the organism in Eukaryota, Fungi, Basidiomycota, Pucciniomycetes, Pucciniales, Melampsoraceae. The transcript has 3 exons. The record is from RefSeq and is a predicted model, not a curated record.
AUGGAGGACCAAGCAGACAAAAGUGUGGCUGAUGAGGUCACACUGCAUGACAUUCAUAACAAUACUCUACAGUGUAUGCAAAAGGCUGAGGAUAAGCCAGGUGUACGCGAUUUGACACUUCGAAUUUGGCUUAAGGUACUGCGAUCUGGCUCUUGGGAUUGGUACCUUACAGAUGCGACAAUCCCAGUAACCUACGCUUUUGAUACAACCGAGUUGUUAAUACGAGCAUACGGGGUACCGGUAGAGAGUUGUGUAGGAAUGGAGACGGCCAUCAAUUCUUGGAAAAUCGGCGGCGAAUCACUUUCAGGUCCUUUUCGACGUCCACUUCGACCAUAUCCUUUAAAUUUGAAGGUAGUAUUGCCUAGGAAAAGAUUAUCUCUGAAUCCUUCAACCAGUACACCGACUACAACCCAACCUGUCAUUGACUCAUCAGAUUCAGAAAAUUUUAAUGAUAGGAAUGUGAAGAGAAAGAAGGAAGCUAAAGAUUUACAACACUCGCCUUUAGCCCAAGAAAACAAAUUGUAA